AUGACAACAGCAUUGCUGCAGCAGCAGCAGCCGAGAGUUGACUGCGUGGAGCCCGCUUGUGCGACUGCAGCAGCUGCUGCUGCAGCAGAGACACUGCAGCAGCAACAGCAGCAGCAGCUGCUGCCUGUUUUGCUGCUGAGCUGCAGCGGGGGAUCGGACAGCACGGCGCUGCUGCAUGCAGUUGCCCGCGCCCUCGGCCGCCGUGCUGCAACCCCAGCUGCUGUUGCUGCUGCUGCUGCUGCUGCGGCUGGCUGCAGCUUUGAGCAGGCGGUGCAGCAGCAGGAACAACAGAAGCAGCAGCAGCAACGCUUACAGCAGCAGCAGCAGCAGCAGUGCCAAUCGCAGCAGCAGCAACAGCAGCAUAGAGAUCUACGAGAAGACACCGCAGCAGCAUCGAGCGCGAGUAGCCACUUGCCGAGCAGCAGCAACAGCAGCAACAGCAGCAGCAGCAGCAGCAGCAGCAGGAUGGCAGCAUGCAUGCAGAUGGAGGGCAUGAGUUUGUUGGUUGCUGCUGUUUAUUUUAAUCAUCGUCUGCGGCCGAAAGAAACAAAAAAAAGCAGCAACAGCAGCAACAGCAGCAGCAGCAGCAGCAGCAGCAGGAUGGCAGCAUGCAUGCAGAUGGAAGGCAUGAGUUUGUUGGUUGCUGCUGUUUAUUUUAAUCAUCGUCUGCGGCCGAAAGAAACAAAAAAGGAGCUGCAGCAAAUAGCAGCAGCAUGCAGAGUGUACAGCAUCCCGCUGCACUGUAGAGAGCUCCCAGACAACCUGCUGCUUGCAUGCAAAAAGCAGCAGCAGCAGCAGCAGCAGCAACAGCAGCAGCAGCAGCAGCAUGGGGGGAGCAGCAAACGCAGCAGCAAAGGCUCGCCGCAGCAGCUCCUACGCAACUGGCGCCGGCUCGAGGCAGCAGCCUUGCUGACCCAGAUCAUCCAGCAGCAGCAGCAGCAGCAGCAGCAGCAGCAGCAGCAACCACAGCAGCAGCAGCAGCAGCAGCAGCAGCAGCAGCAGCAACGGGGAUAUCUAUUGACAGGGCAUCACGCGGACGAUCAGUUGGAAACGAUUUUCUUAAAGCUGCUGAGGGGGGUCAACGUACUCAACCUACACGAAGACUCUUCGAACGGCAGCCCCAAGUAUCGCCGCAACGCCUUCAGGUCUGCUCUCUUGCCAGCUCUAGUUAGCUUCACUCAGCAGCAGCAGCAGCAGCAGCAGCAGCAGCAGCAGAUGCAGCAGGAGGAUGGGCAGCUAGACGAAGAUGCUGCAGAUGCUGCUGCUGCAGAUGCUGCUGCUGCGGAUGCAUCUGAUGUGUUAUCUUUGGUUGCAAUGGAUGAUCCUGCUGCAGCAGCAGCAGCAGCAGCAGAUGCAGCAGCAAGCACGCUGGCGCCUGCAGCAACAGAUGCUAGAGCAGCAGCAGAAGAAGCAGUCUCGGCCGCAGCAGCAGCAGCAGCAGCAGCAGAAACCGACUCUGCACACUCUGCCUUGCAACAACAACAGCAACAGCAGCAGCAGCAACAGCAGCAGCAGCAGCAACAGCAGCACGAGCUACCUCUUGGUGUUUGGUCUCAAGUUGAAUCAGAGUUCAUUCGGCAGCAUCUGCUGCAUCGCUGGCUGCAGAGAGGAAUGGGGGGGGGAGAGGUGCAGCACAGAACGGUGCAGCUGCUCUCGGGUCGUCUAGCAGCAGCAGCAGCAGCUCCAAAGAGCAGCAGCAGCAGCAGCAGCAGCAGCAGCAGAAGGAGCAGGAGCAGCAGCAGCAGCAGCCGCAGCAGCAGCAGCAGCAACAACUGGCGUUUAGAUGUAGGGGGAGGAUUUGCUGUUGCAGUAGAUGGCCAUAGAGCUUUCCUCAUUCGAGGGCUCAGUCAGCAGCAACGUUUAGAUGUAGGGGGAGGAUUUGCUGUUGCAGUAGAUGGCCAUAGAGCUUUCCUCAUUCGAGGGCUGAGUCAACAGCAGCAACAGCAGCAGCAGCAGCAGCAGCAGCAGCAGCAGCAACAGCAGCAAAAGCAGCUGCACCAGAAAAUCCACAAACACCACCAACAGCAUCAGCUGAAACGGCACUAG
Molecule: messenger RNA, 2046 nt
Organism: Eimeria mitis
Lineage: Eukaryota; Apicomplexa; Conoidasida; Eucoccidiorida; Eimeriidae
Exons: 6
Coding region: 1-2046 (681 amino acids)
Biological process (GO): tRNA processing
Molecular function (GO): ATP binding; ligase activity, forming carbon-nitrogen bonds
Source: RefSeq, a predicted model, not a curated record